AUGCUCCUCUCUUUGCUGAUACUAAUUCUUGCUGCCUGGGGUGUUGGUGCCCUGGGCCUCCCUCUCUGUCGGAACUGGUCCAUUGCUCAGCGACUAAAAGUCCCCGUGAUCGUCUCUCCUAUAUACCAUGGACAAUGGGGACACAUACAGACUCUGAUGGAAGGUAACUUACCUAUUUCUUGGCAGAGGAUCUUUCCUUUUGUUCGAAUUUUACGGCCGCAAUGGGUGUUCCGGGAAAAGCAUGCCAUCUUCGAAAAGUAUGGCAACAUGUUUGCGAUCGUCACUCCGGCUGGCUGCGAGCUAUACAUUGCCGACUCAAAAGCUGCCAGCGAAAUUCUCAUGCGGAAGAAAGACUUCCCUAAGCCUCUUGACUUUACGAUUCUCCUGAAAGCGUGCCUUGGCCUGGACAACGACGAUAACAAUGCAGCGGCCAGUCUGGUCACCGAUACCGCAAUGAAGCAGCUCGAAACUUUUUUCAAAAUGAUUUUGAGAAACCCCGAGGUUCGAAAGGGUGGACAAAGGUCUCGUGAUGCCUUUCGUGCAAGCUAUCAAGAGAUCAAGUCCGUCUUGACAGGCCUGGUGAAUUAUCGAAGACGCCACCCGUCAACAAAAAAUGAUCUCCUUUCUUCUAUGCUAAGCUUACGCGAUGCCCAAAUGCUGUCCGACGAAGAAAUAGAAAGCAACCUGUUCCUUUUCAUGUUCGCCGGUCAUGAAACGACCGCCAACACGCUGGUCUACAUUGUUUAUCUUCUGGCUAUCUUCCCUGACUGGCAAAACUGGGUCAUUCAAGAAAUUGAUGAGAUAUUCUCUGGGAUACCGUUGGAUAAAGAGAUUUCAUACAAGGAUGUAUUUAAUCGACUUACUCGGCUGAAAGCAAUAAUGUACGAAACUCUACGACUUUAUGGCCCGGUCGUGAAUCUUCUCCGAAGGACAUCUCCCGAUCAAGACCAGGCCAUCACCAGCUCCGGCGGAUCAGGAAUUUUGAUCCCGGCUAGUACUCUGAUCAACAUUCUUACGCCAGCGUUACACACAAAUCGACAUUAUUGGGGCUCGGACGCUCUCUCAUGGAAGCCAGAUCGAUGGUUGAGUAAGAAGAACCUCGACAGUGAAAAGGUCGACCACCUUUUUGCAUGGGCCGAAGGCCCUCGAGCAUGUCCGGGAAGGAAAUUCUCCCAACUCGAGAUAUUAGCCGUUAUUGUCACUCUACUGCGCCAGACGUCGGUGCAGAUUGUACCAAGGCCGGGUAUAAGUCUUGAAGAAGCCAAAAUGGAGGCCUUGGGGGUGUUGCAAAAUAGUCGGUCUCUCCUUACAUUGCACAUAGAGCGGCCAGAGUUGAUUCACAUUAGAUGGUGCCCGCGAUAA
Penicillium canescens is the source of this 1362-nucleotide messenger RNA. RefSeq names its product cytochrome P450 monooxygenase. NCBI's taxonomy places the organism in Eukaryota, Fungi, Ascomycota, Eurotiomycetes, Eurotiales, Aspergillaceae. The record is from RefSeq and is a predicted model, not a curated record. Bases 1 to 1362 code for a protein of 453 amino acids. The transcript has 3 exons. Gene Ontology annotation, molecular function: oxidoreductase activity, acting on paired donors, with incorporation or reduction of molecular oxygen; monooxygenase activity; heme binding.